GGGAAAAAAAAAAGAAGAUGAGAGAAAGCAAAGAGUAGAAGACUUUUUAGAAAGUAGAAAAAAGUAGAGAGAGUGUAUUCAAAGUCGGAAAGAAACCCUAAAGAAGAGGAUUGAUUAUGGGUGCUGUAUCGAUGGAGUCGCUUCCUCUAGGUUUCAGAUUCAGACCUACCGAUGAAGAGCUCGUCAAUCACUACCUCCGUCUCAAGAUUAACGGACGUCACUCCGAUGUCCGUGUCAUCCCUGACAUCGAUGUCUGCAAAUGGGAACCUUGGGAUCUUCCUGCUCUCUCGGUGAUUAAGACGGAUGAUCCAGAGUGGUUCUUUUUCUGCCCUCGUGAUCGGAAAUACCCCAACGGUCAUCGUUCUAACAGAGCAACUGACUCUGGUUAUUGGAAAGCUACUGGUAAAGAUCGUAGCAUCAAGUCUAAGAAGACUUUAAUCGGUAUGAAGAAGACUCUUGUCUUUUACCGUGGACGAGCUCCUAAAGGUGAGCGUACCAAUUGGAUUAUGCACGAGUAUCGUCCUACUCUUAAGGACCUUGAUGGUACUUCCCCUGGCCAAAGCCCUUACGUUCUUUGUCGCCUCUUCCACAAGCUUGAUGAUCGUGUUAAUGGUGUCAAGUCCGAUGAAGCAGCUCCUACGACCUGCAACAAAUACUCACCUGAUGACACAUCAUCUGAUCUUGUCCAAGAAACACCUUCCUCUGAUGCUGCAGUGGAGAAACCCUCAGAUUAUUCAGGUGGAUGCGGCUAUGCUCAAAGUAAUGCUGCAGAUGGGGCAAUGAUUGAGGCACCUGAAGAAAAUCUAUGGUUACCUUGUGACCUUGAAGAUCAAAGGGCACCACUACCGCGUAUGGAUUAUACAUAUGCUGGUGAUUUCAGUUAUGAUGAGAUUGGAUUCCAAUUUCAAGAUGGUACCAGCGAACCAGAUGUAUCACUUACAGAAUUGUUGGAGGAGGUGUUCAAUAACCCUGAUGACUUCUCUUGCGAGGAAUCAGUCAGUCGAGAGAACACAGUUGCACCAAAUGGGAUCUUUUCAUCUUCUAAAAUACUGCAAUCUCCAGCACCAGAGGAUGUUUUCUUCAACGACUUUAUGGCUUACACUGAUACAGAUGCCGAGAUGGCGCAAUUGCAGUAUGAUUCAAAUGGCGGAGCUUCUGGAUGGCCAAGGGACUAUAGUGAUUUGGUUCAUCCAGAGCAGAUGCUCAAUCAUAACACCGAGAACAACCUCACAGAAGGGAGGGGGAUAAAGAUCCGGGCUCGACAGCCUCAGAACCGGCAGAGUACAGGAUUGAUAAACCAGGGCAUUGCGCCAAGGAGAAUCCGUCUGCAGUUGCAGUCUAGCUCUAAGCCGCCUGAUGAAAAAAAUCAAUCUGAAGUAAAUCAGCAGGAGGAGGUGAAUGAAGGACACACUGUUAUUCCCGAGACCAAAGAAGUUGCAGCAGAGAAGAGUGAUGCUUUGGUAAAACCUCAAAUAAAGCUCAGGGCGCGGGGAACAAUAGGCCAAGUAAAAGCAGAGAGAAUUGCAGACAACGAGGUAAGAAUGUUUGUUGUGGUUACAGGUACAGGUGCAGAGCAGGAAGAGAAGAAGAGGGAAGCAAUGGAAGGUGGUUGCAACGGUAAUGGUGGCAGUGAUGGUGGUGGUAGGGGUGAGUAUAUGGAUGACACUGGUGAGUUCAUGACACAUCAUGAGACAGAGAUGUUGAAAAUCAAGAGUCGUUUAAUGUGUAAACUACUAUAGGGAUUAAUGUAAUGUUAGCAUGUUUGUGUGUUGUUGUAACUUAAAAACUUGUGUAGGAAAAAUGUUUGUUAGAGUACUAGUUAAGACUGGUUUACAAACUUAAGACUUAAAAAGAGUUAAAUCUGGA
Messenger RNA from Arabidopsis lyrata subsp. lyrata, 1866 nucleotides. Its product is annotated as protein NTM1-like 9. Lineage: Eukaryota; Viridiplantae; Streptophyta; Magnoliopsida; Brassicales; Brassicaceae. The coding region runs from base 117 to 1739 and encodes 540 amino acids. The transcript is spliced from 6 exons. Gene Ontology annotation, biological process: regulation of DNA-templated transcription. The record is from RefSeq and is a predicted model, not a curated record. Gene Ontology annotation, molecular function: DNA binding.